Molecule: messenger RNA, 1434 nt
Organism: Vicia faba (fava bean)
Lineage: Eukaryota; Viridiplantae; Streptophyta; Magnoliopsida; Fabales; Fabaceae
Source: the annotation of a GenBank genome assembly
AUGAUGGAAGUGCUUCAAUUCCCUUCACCUUCAAGCUGUUCAUCAUCUCCAUGUGCUCGCUUAAACUCCAAUGAUGCUCCACACCAAACUUCCCUUCUUAACAACAAUGACCAAACCGAAACUGUUAUUCACCGUUUUCAGAUUCAACAACACCAGCAGCAGCAACAGAUUCAAGAUAAGGAAAGAGAAAGAGAUCAGCUUUCUAUUUUGACUCUUCUGAUUGCUACUUUUAGAAAAUCUUUGAUUGGUUGUAGCACCACUGCUUCUGAUAUUGCUUCUUCCAUGGAAAUUGGGUGGCCUUCUAACGUUAGACAUGUUGCUCAUGUUACUUUUGAUCGCUUUCAUGGCUUUCUUGGGUUGCCUGUUGAGUUUGAACCUGAAGUUCCAAGAAGACCUCCAAGUGCUAGCACAAGUGUUUUUGGUGUUUCAACAGAAUCUAUGCAGCUUUCUUUCGAUGCCAGAGGAAAUAGUGUGCCUACAAUACUUCUCUUAAUGCAAAGACAUCUGUAUGCACAAGGAGGUCUGCAGGCUGAAGGAAUCUUCAGAAUUAAUGCUGAAAAUGGUCAAGAGGAGUUUGUGAGGGAACAAUUGAAUAGAGGAGUGGUACCGAAUGGCAUUGAUGUGCACUGCUUGGCAGGUCUUAUAAAGGCUUGGUUCAGAGAACUUCCAACAGGGAUAUUGGACCCUCUUUCGCCUGAGCAGGUGAUGCAGUCCCAAUCAGAAGAAGAAUGUGCUCAGCUUGUUAGGCUUCUUCCUCCAACAGAAGCUGCCCUCCUAGAUUGGGCAGUCAACCUAAUGGCAGAUGUUGCUCAACUAGAACAUUUGAACAAGAUGAAUGCACGUAAUGUUGCAAUGGUUUUUGCACCAAACAUGACUCACAUGGUAGAUCCUUUGACUGCUCUGAUGUAUGCUGUACAAGUCAUGAAUUUCCUCAAGACUCUAGUAGUGAUGACACUAAAAGAAAGAGAGGAGUCAAUCACCAAAUUGAACCCCGUAUCGAACCUAAAUUCCUUUGACGACGACGGGCAUCAAAAUGAUUCACAAGUCCUUUUCAAGGAUGAAAGUGAAUAUGGAAACAAUUUUAGUGACGAAGACACAGUAUUUGUCACCGCUGAACCUUCGCAUCAAAGCCCUAUUCAUCUUUUCAAAGAUGGCUGUGAAACUGAAAGCGGAUCCAAAAGUCUGCCAACAUCUGCCGAAAAUUUUAUUUCAAGCGGAAAUAGGUUGCUUGUUGACAGUUGUCCUUGCGGUGUUGUCUCUCAAAUUUGCUCUCUGGCAAUGGGGGAUCAAACAAAAAUCUGUAACAACAAAAGCCUUCAGUUGAAUACUUCUGAUACAGACAAGUGUUCAGCAGGAGCGGUGGAGAAGAACAGGGGAAUUGCACUUAUUGGAUGUAUAAAUUCAAGAUCUGAGUUGGCCGAUUCUUGGCGUUGA